AAAGAUAAUUUCAGAAACACUCUGCUGUCAAACUAGUAGCUGACAGACAGCUGUUGUGGACCUGAACUAGCAGGUAGUAUAGUAAAGUAACUUUAACAGUGUAGUUACUGUAAUAUUAAAGUAACUUUAACAGUGUAGUAACUGUGGUGGUAAAGUAACGUUAACAGUAUAGUAACUGAGGAGUACCUGUCCAGAAUGAAGAUACUCCAUGUUGUCUCCUGCUGUCUCCUCUCAGCUGUGGUCUGUGUGUUGUCAGGGGUGAUUACAAACAGAGCAACAGAAGGAGGAAAUGCUCACACUGAGUGUCCUUAUGAUCGGGGGUAUGAAACAUACCAGAAGUACCUCUCUAAAGGGUUAUACAGAGACAGGGUUGUUGUCAUCCAAACCCAAAACCCAGCGUGGACUCAUCAAGGGAGAUAUUCUCUGUAUGACGACACAGAGAGAAGAGUCUUCACUGUGAACAUCACUAACCUGAUCCUAGAGGAUGCUGAUACAUACUGGUGUGGAGUGAAUACAUGGGGACAUGAUGAGCCAACUGAAGUCAGGCUCACUGUGGUCAGAGCUCUCUCUCUCACAGCUCCUGUUCCUCCCAAACCUGGCCCAGUCACAUCCAGACCUCUCCUCUCCACGACACACCAAUCAACAAACAUCACCAAGGCAACUGACUCCUCAAACUCCACUACUGGUGACGUGAUGUUCUCUGUUGUUGGUCUGGGUGUUGUUCUACUACUGCUGGGUCUGCUGCUGUUCAUGUUCUUUAGACAGAGGAGAGACAGAGACAGGAGACCAACAGCAUCUAAACACUCUGCCAGACUGUUGGUGUCUGACUCCAUGACAACCAACCAGGAUCCAGACACAGGAACCAUCACCAACCCCAUCUAUGCCACAGGAAUCAAUCAUAACCCAUAUACAGCUUGUGACAUCACCAUAAUCUAUGCCAAGGCAACCAAUCCUCAUCCAGAUGACAUCUACUCCAACGUUGGAGGUGGAGAGGCUCUACUGUAAACUUCCCCAGAGAUCCAGCCUGUCUCCACUAUGCUACUGUCAACUUCCCCAGAGAUCCAGCCUGUCUCCACUAUGACA
Molecule: messenger RNA, 1083 nt
Organism: Salvelinus namaycush (lake trout)
Lineage: Eukaryota; Metazoa; Chordata; Actinopteri; Salmoniformes; Salmonidae
Product: CMRF35-like molecule 5
Exons: 5
Coding region: 196-1005 (269 amino acids)
Source: RefSeq, a predicted model, not a curated record